UUUUUAAGAAAACCCAGAGGCUGAAGAAAAAGGGAAGGAAAGAUGCAUUUUUGAAAUUCACAUGAUGAGCAGACAGCGUCCAUAGACAGACCAUGAAUCUGCCAGUCUCGAAUAAAACAUAAAGCCAAACAGCACGAGGAGCAACAAAGUUAAGUUGUUCUGUACACUGACAAUGGGCAGAAGACAUCUGAUGUUGUGGAUCUUUACUCUGUGUGUUUCACUCGAUCCCACAGUCGGUCACAUUCCUGAGCUAGAUGGAAAAAAGGUGUAUGAGAUCGUUCGACCAAUCAGAUUACAUGAUCUACAAAAAAGAGACUUAAAGUCGAGACCAGACACGGUGAAAUAUGCCAUGACACUGGGUGGUAGAGACAUUGAAAUGCACCUCCAGAAAAAUGAUGGCCUAUUGACGAAAGGCUAUAGCGAAACUUAUUACACUGAAGAUGGGACGCUUGUCACCACCACACCAGAAGAUCUGGAUUUAUGCUAUUAUCAUGGGAAAAUAGUCAAUGAGAGUAAGUCAUCGGUUAGCAUGAGCACCUGCGAUGGAUUACGAGGCUAUUUUAAAACAGAGGAGCAGAGGUUUCUGAUCGAGCCGUUGUCUGACGAUGGUGAGGGCGACCAUGCUGUCUUUAAGUACGAAGACGUUAACGAAGAGGCGCCUAGAGUGUGUGGAGUCACCAACACUACUUGGGACGAGAGCGAGGAAGGCGCUCCUCCACGCAUUCUCAAAAGUCGUUCUCGUUCCUCGGGGCCAACUUUCUUCCAACAACAAAAAUACAUUGAGUUCUUCCUUGUGGCAGACAACAGCGAAUACAAGAAAAUGGACAGCGAUCUUCAGAAGCUGAGAAAGAGGAUAUUUGAGAUCAUUAAUUACAUCAAUAAUGUAUAUAAAGAAAUCAACACAUUUGUUGCCCUGACUGGAUUUGAAGCCUGGACAGAUAGCGAUAAGAUAACAGUUUCUCCUGCAGCUGGAGCUACUUUGGACGGUUUUACCCAGUGGAGGAACAACGAUCUCGUCAAUAGACAGCAGCACGACAACGCCCAUCUCCUCAGUGCAGUCGACCUUGAUGGAGCAACGGUGGGUCUAGCUUACAUUGGAACUCUGUGUGGAGGUCUUUCAACAGGGAUUGUGCAGGACCACAACCCUAAGGCUAUAGCAGUGGGGGCUACUAUGGCCCACGAGAUGGGGCACAAUCUGGGCAUGAGUCACGACAGCAGCAGCUGCGUUUGUUCUGAUGGCACUUGCAUUAUGACAGCCGCUCUCAGCUAUUUCAUCCCUCAACACUUCAGCAGCUGCAGCACAACUAACUAUGUAGACUACCUGAACAGCAAAAACCCAGAAUGCCUUUUGAAUAUGCCCAAACCAAAAGAUCUGAUUCAGCCACCCGUAUGUGGAAAUGGAUUUGUGGAGAUAGGAGAACAAUGCGACUGUGGAACAGUGGAGGAAUGUACAAACCCAUGCUGCAAUGCCACCACCUGCAAAAUGACAGAAGGCUCGCAAUGUGCAACAGGGGAAUGUUGUGAGAAUUGCAAGAUCAUGUCAGCCGCGCAUGUGUGUCGUCCGAAAAAUGAUGAGUGUGAUUUGCCCGAGUCAUGCACCGGAAAAUCAGCCGAGUGUCCCGAAGACGUCUUUACAGUCAAUGGACUCCCUUGCAAGAACGGGAAAGGGUAUUGCUACAACGGUCAGUGUCCACAGAGAGAGGAGCAGUGCAUUAAAAUGUGGGGUCCAACUGCUGUGGUGGCUCGAGACUAUUGCUACAACCAGAACACAAGAGCGGAAUACUACGCCUACUGUAAACGCAAUGGAGAUAGCUAUAUUGGAUGCCAAAAACAAGAUGUGAUGUGUGGAAAACUGUUCUGCGAAAACGGCAAUGCAAGUCCCAAUUAUGGAAGGCUAGUAACAUUUAAUAAUUGUAAAGCCACAUUCUACGGCGAUCCUGCCAAAGAUUACGGUCAAGUCGACUCUGGCACCAAAUGCGGGGAAGGACUGGUUUGUAACCAGAAUGAGUGCGUUGACCUAGAAACGGCUUACAAAGCAACAAAUUGCUCCGCCAAAUGCAGAGGCCAUGGGGUUUGUGACCACAGAAAGGAGUGUAGAUGUGAAACUGGAUGGCUGCCUCCAAAUUGUGAAACACCAGCAGGAAGCGAAGGUUCUUCUAAAGGUGUGACAAUAGCCAUUGCUGUGGUUGUCUGCGUCCUGAUUGGGACACUUCUAAUCGGACUAGCGGUCUUCUUUUACAAGCGCAGAAGGAGCAUGCCAAACUCACUUAGCCAUCCAAGGCAGCAGAAAGUUCACGUAGUCGACAUCCCCGAAUCAUCCCUGAACCAGAAGCCAUCUCCGGUAAUAAGGCCUUCAGCACCUCCUGCACCCUCUUCAGUUCAAUCCAGAGCUCUACAUAACGACUACCUAAAUGCACGUCAGGCACUUAGACCACCUCCUCCAAGGGUGUGACAUAACACCUCUCAAACCUCAAGAAGCGAGUCACUCAAGACCCGGCAGACUGGAUAUAAAUGCUACGAGUCUGUGGCUUAGUAAAGUCUUCAAGAGAAGAAAAUAAGCCACAUGCUCAGCAUACAUUUGAGACCAACACACCUAAAUGAAUUUUACAGUGUAAAAAUUGUCCUUGAGUGACAGGUUUUGUUUUUAACUGAAAAUAAGAUUUUUUUUUAAUGUCCCUUUAAUUUAUUUGUACAGUCUGUUCCUGUAUAAUUGAGCCUGCCCUCUAUAUAGUAAAGAUUUUGAGUCAGCAAAACUACCGACUCGUUUUCACAGAAAGCUCAGGUUAGAAAGCAGAUUUUCUAAAGUUUAUCAAAUUUCACUCCCCCCCCCUGUAAAGUCACUACCUCUGCUAGAUGUGAUUCUAUCCUAGAUUUUCAUUGCAAUGUAAACAACUUUUAAAUGCUUUAAAAAUAACAUUGUGGUUAAUUUAGUAUUUAUGAAAAUGUAUUUUACACGUUGUAAAAUGCAAUGUGAAUGUAUGACUGAAAUAUAUAUUUGCAUGCUGAAACACAUAA
Puntigrus tetrazona (Sumatra barb) is the source of this 3015-nucleotide messenger RNA. It is a transcript of the gene adam28, whose product is annotated as ADAM metallopeptidase domain 28. The coding region runs from base 173 to 2452 and encodes 759 amino acids. Gene Ontology annotation, cellular component: plasma membrane. Gene Ontology annotation, molecular function: metalloendopeptidase activity. NCBI's taxonomy places the organism in Eukaryota, Metazoa, Chordata, Actinopteri, Cypriniformes, Cyprinidae. Gene Ontology annotation, biological process: proteolysis. The transcript is spliced from 23 exons. The record is from RefSeq and is a predicted model, not a curated record.